Hemiscyllium ocellatum (epaulette shark) is the source of this 2287-nucleotide messenger RNA. RefSeq names its product Obg-like ATPase 1 (gene ola1). The record is from RefSeq and is a predicted model, not a curated record. The transcript has 11 exons. NCBI's taxonomy places the organism in Eukaryota, Metazoa, Chordata, Chondrichthyes, Orectolobiformes, Hemiscylliidae. Gene Ontology annotation, cellular component: cytoplasm. Bases 114 to 1304 code for a protein of 396 amino acids. Gene Ontology annotation, molecular function: GTP binding; ATP binding; ATP hydrolysis activity.
CCCCCGCGGCUGCUCGGCGCGUGGACUGUCAGGGAGAGUAGUUUUAUUGCUGUUCCUGGGCUCUCUCAUUACAACAUUUAUUCCGUCCGCAGGAACCGCGAUUUGAUCAGAACAUGCCUCCCAAAAAAGGAGAUAGUGAACCUAAGUUACCACCCAUUAUUGGACGAUUCGGAACCUCAUUGAAGAUUGGCAUUGUUGGAUUGCCAAAUGUAGGGAAAUCUACAUUUUUUAACGUUCUAACAAAAAGUCAGGCAGCUGCAGAAAACUUUCCCUUCUGUACCAUUGAUCCCAAUGAAAGCAGAGUGCCAGUUCCAGAUGAGCGAUUUGACUUUCUCUGCAAGUACCACAAACCUGCCAGUAAAGUACCGGCAUUUCUUAAUGUGGUUGACAUCGCAGGACUUGUGAAGGGUGCCCACGCUGGUCAAGGCCUUGGAAAUGCCUUCCUCUCUCACAUCAGUGCAUGUGAUGCUAUCUUUCAUCUUACAAGAGCUUUUGAAGAUGAUGAAAUUGUUCACAUUGAAGGGAAUGUGGAUCCUGUUCGGGAUAUUGAAAUUAUUCAUGAAGAACUGAGACUAAAGGAUGAAGAGCUAAUUACGCCCAUCAUUGACAAACUAGAGAAAGUGGCAGUAAGGGGGGGUGACAAAAAACUAAAACCUGAAUAUGACAUAAUGUGCAAAGUCAAGAAUUGGGUUAUCGAUGAAACGAAACAUGUACGCUUCUACCAUGACUGGAAUGACAAAGAGAUUGAUGUAUUGAAUAAACAUUUACUUUUGACAUCAAAACCAAUGAUUUAUUUGGUUAACCUGUCUGAGAAAGACUACAUCAGAAAGAAGAACAAAUGGUUGGUAAAAAUUAAAGAAUGGGUAGACAAGCAUGACCCAAGAGCAAUGGUCAUACCUUUCAGUGGAAUACUUGAACUAAAGUUACAGGAAAUGGGUGAAGAAGAAAUGAAGAAAUACCUGGAAGAAAACAAAACACAAAGUGCGUUGCCCAAGAUCAUCAAGACUGGAUUCUCAUCUCUGCUGCUUGAAUAUUUUUUUACUGCAGGGCCAGAUGAAGUGCGAGCAUGGACCAUAAAGAAAGGCACGAAGGCACCUCAGGCUGCUGGCAAGAUCCACACAGAUUUCGAGAAGGGCUUCAUUAUGGCCGAUGUAAUGAAAUUUGAAGAUUUUAAAGCAGAAGGCAGUGAAACUGCUGUCAAGAGUGCUGGAAAGUACAGACAACAAGGCAGAAAUUACAUUGUUGAAGAUGGAGACAUUAUCUUUUUCAAAUUCAAUACUCCCCAGCAAGCAAAAAAGAAGUGAAUUUAAUGUACAGCUGACUCCUGUCAUAAGCAAUAGAACAUAAUGGCCAAGAAGUUGCAGACAUUCAGACAUGCAAAUAAAAGAACUUAACUGUAUCAGGGACUAUAUACGGACAGUUUGUUAACUGGCAACAAUUUGCAUAAAUUGGGACUUUGACAGGAUUCUGCUUAUUAAUAUUACAUUUGUGGAUUUAACUAUGUUCUCAAGCAACUGAACUAUUAUUGAAUCUUCUGUUAAUUCUUUUUUGGAUACAUUUUGCUGUAAAUCAUGGUUCAGAUCUGUCUAGGGACAGCCUGUUCUUCCUUUAAUUAUAUCCCUCAUGUUUGUUCUGGGUUGAGAUAAUGUUAUUCCAAUGAAAAUGUAGGUUCGCUAAAUGUCGACAGCUUUAAUUUAAGAUUAGAGCUCUACUCUAAAUUGGAACAUUUCAAGAACCAUAUUACUCUCAUGAUACUUCAUUAAUCUCCAUCACUAGAUGCCAAAUCUGACAUAUUUGACAGAAAAGACAAUACCACUUGCUCUAUUCCGAAUCUACAGAUAAUGCAUGUUUUACAGUACUCCAGAUGUUUACAGUCAAUAAAACAUUUGACAAAAACAGUCUUGGUGUGUUUGGGGAUGUCUGUAUUGACUGACUGUGGUGUGUUGAAUGUGAUAUGGCACCUGGUGGUUGCUGAUUACAGAAUUUAAAGACGUGUGUAUGAUACAGUAACUGUCACUGUGGGCAGCUUUUAUUAUAAUUCAGAAAUGGUUCUUUUCAUUAAAAGAUAAAGAUUAGGGUACUGUGAUUUAUUGAAAGCAUGAAUAGGUGGACAUUUGUUGUAAGAAUAAGUGGUUUCAUGUCUGUAUUAUGAGAGUUCAUGAUCUGGAUGGGUGUGAUGCAGAAGCACAAAUUUAUGCUUUUUGGCAGAAUUUUGAUUUUUGUGCACAACCAGUAGAUCCACCUCAGUGGUUGCUUUUAUUCCUUUACAGUUGACCUCUUUAGAUAU